This is a messenger RNA of Tarenaya hassleriana, 2175 nucleotides long. RefSeq names its product spindle pole body component 110. The transcript has 18 exons. The record is from RefSeq and is a predicted model, not a curated record. NCBI's taxonomy places the organism in Eukaryota, Viridiplantae, Streptophyta, Magnoliopsida, Brassicales, Cleomaceae. Bases 168 to 2075 code for a protein of 635 amino acids.
ACAAUCGAAAAGGAGAAAAACACAACGGCAACAAAGGGAGAGACCAGGCGAGAAAACGAGGCAGAGACGCAAUCGGGCGUCCGAAGAAAUUUUGGCUAACGGAAGAAAAGAGAUCGCGACAAGAUUGAAGUCUCUCUGGAUUUACUGUUGUAUAAUUUUCUCCGGACAUGGAUGAGAAUUUAGGUGAGAAGGAGAAACUAAGGGCUCGCAUCAAACAACUGGAACAUGAACGUGGCGAACUGCAGAAAGAUAUCGAACAGUUGUGUAUGCAACAAGCUGGACCCAGCAUCCUUGGCGUGGCUACUCGAAUGCAUCUCCAGAGGACAGCAAACCUGGAUCAGGAGAUUGAAAGCUUGAAAGUGAAGUUGACUGCUUGCACAAGGGAGAAACUGAAUCUUCAAGAAGAGCUUGCAGAAGCUUACCGGGUCAAAGCUCAAUUAGCAGAUCUACACGCUGAAGAAGUGGCAAAGAAUUUGGAAGCAGAAAAGCAAGUUAAGUUUUUCCAGAAUUCUGUUGCAGCUGCUUUUGCUGAACGGGAUAACUCAAUAAUGGAGGCUGAGAAAGCCAUGGAGAAUGCAGAAAUGAUGUCCCUGAGACUCAGCGAAAUUGAGAAGCGGUUGGAAGAGCUUAACUCAGAUUGUCUUGAACAGAAAAGACUAAAUGAUACAUUGCAAGCUGACUUGGUAAAUCUUGAGGAAGAGACUAGAAUCUAUGUAGAGGUGAUUGAUAAGUUCUACAAUAUCAGGAAAAUUUCUCUCGGCGAAUCUGAGGAAAUGAGUUCACAUGAAAAAUGCGCGUGUUUGUUAGACGAUCCUGAAGAAACAUGGACUUUCAAUGAUCCUUCAACAUCGAAAUAUGUAGCUGCUUUGGAAGGGGAGCUACGGAAGAUUAAGAGCACCGUGGAUAGUCUUCAGAGUAAAUUACGAGUGGGUUUAGAAAUUGAGAACCAUUUGAAGAAGAAAGUUCGUGAGUUGGAAAAGAAGAAUAUUUUUGCAGACAAGUUGAUUCUCAAUGGCAUUGCAGGUUUACGCCAUUAUCAUUCUCAACAAAGGGCAUGCAUCAUGAACUUGCUUAAUGAGGAAGGACAACACAUAAGGUCAUUUUCUGAAACACUAGAAGAAAAGUUCGGUCAGUUUCUUUCAGCAAUGAUACAGGAUUCGGUGCCACGUCAACCUGAUGUGAAGCCAAAUGAAGAUGAAUGUCGGGAUGUGCACAUGACUACAGUUGUUGAAUCCGACCAGAUAACAAAGCUUGGGGAGACUGCUCUACCAAAAGAGUUAGCUGAAAAUAAAGUUGAUGCAUCUGAUGAAGCCCUUACACAAGCAUUGCAAGAGAAGGUUGCAGCUCUUUUACUUUUAUCACAGGAGGAAGAGAGGCAUUUGCUCGAAAAAAAUGUGAAUGUAGCUCUCCAGAAAAAGGUAGAAGAGCUCCAGAGGAAUGUCCUGCAGGUGACCAACGAAAAGGUGAGAGUCCUUCUGGAGUUAGCACGGCUAAGACAGGAAUAUCAAUCAUUGAAAGAGAAAAUGGCUGAGACAGGGGGGGAAGAGAAACACGAAAACAUCGAAAGAAGAAUUAUAACUCACGAGAAAGAGGGAAGACUAAAGAAUCUGUUGAAGAAAACAAAUAUAAACCGCUGGAUCGGUGUGAUGGAACCGAGUUCAAGAGAAGUCGGAGCUCACUUAUACAGUGAAGCAGAUUACGCCAGAAUGAAGAUAGAAUAUGCAGCUUUUAAGGAGAGUUUGGAAAGCAUGGGGCACUUGACCAACUCUGUUCGUAGACUCCGUCUCGCCCUCUUGAAGGUAAAGGAGUCAAUGGAUACCGAAAUGGCGAUAGGGAGAUAUGGAGAAGCCAUUAACAAGAUCAUAAUGGAGGCGAACCGUCUGAAAACUGCCCUCGGGAUCUCCAUCCCGAUAAGCUGGUCAGCGGAGGCGGACGCGGAAGCAUCAGGGGACAGCAGUGAAGGAGUAGUAGACUCUGUUUCGGCUGCAGGGUUCGAGAUGGUUGAGCUUGUUGUUCUCGCUUCUGAGAUACUGAGAGGCAAUGGUAAUAGAAGAAGAGAUCAUCGUGAAACGUAACCCACUCAUGUUGCAUGGAAUCAUACAUGAAACCAUUAUUCAUGGACUAACCAUACUGUUAAUUAAGUGUGCUGCUCUAUGAAAUGAGGUAUAAACACGA